Mya arenaria is the source of this 2938-nucleotide messenger RNA. Its product is annotated as chromodomain Y-like protein 2. The transcript is spliced from 8 exons. Lineage: Eukaryota; Metazoa; Mollusca; Bivalvia; Myida; Myidae. The coding region runs from base 259 to 2547 and encodes 762 amino acids. The record is from RefSeq and is a predicted model, not a curated record.
CAGAAGAACUUUUCUACGAGGUGAGAAAAUCGAACUAACUAUCAAGCCACUGCUAUCAACACAGAUACCACCUGUACCUUUUUUACGACAGUAGAGAGGUUCUUAGAUCUGAGGACUAAUGCUGACACCGGAAGUGUGGAGUACCUAGUGAGAUGGCGAGGCUUCAGUGAGGAGUGGGAUACCUGGGAGCCGGCAAGGAACCUGGGCAACUGCACACGGAAGAUAAAGGCCUUGGAGAAGGACAGGAGACAGAAGGCAAUGGCCACACAGAAGUUGGCAAAGAAGCUGGUCAAGCAAAGUAAGGGUCAGGCGCAGAAAGAUAAAUCUUCCUCUGGGUUAAUGAAAACGACAAAGUCUAAAGGUUCAAAAAGUGAUAAGAAAGUUAAAAAAUUAAGUGUUAAAGAUGGUAGUUUGACGAAGAAGAAAGUUACUAAGAAUAAACCACCAGUUGGUGAUUCAAUGAGUUUGGAUGAUGUGUUCAUAGCAGUGAUAGGUUCAACAAGCACCAAACUUAAGACUCCGGACAAAUCACAGCCCAGUAAUGUGUGUAAAAACCGUAAAAGGUCUUCUAAUACUUCACCCGUCAGAAGUGCAGCUAAGAAAACUAAAGUUGACUAUGUUUUGAAUGAAGAAGUAAGUCAGAAUUCUAAUAAGAAUAAAACUGGCAAAAGUGCAAAGAUGGUGUCAUUUCAUUCACCAAUAAUCACUGAUCUGACACAAAAGUCAAAUGCCACUAAUGAGAAGUCUCCUGUUGUUAAACAGAAAUUGAAAAUAACAAAACCAAUAAACAUGCAAAAAGGCAAAAAGGUUACAGACAAACAUGCAGAAAAUGCUGAACAGCCAAAAAAGAUUAGCACAUCAACAGAAAGCAAAUGGUCCCCUAACCAACCAAAGAAAUGGACUCAAGUAGAUGUUGAGGUGUCGUUUUCAAGUGAUGAUGAUGAUGUAAACCUUGCUGAACUUGCUAAACAAAACCAUUCAGGAAGUGUUCAUAAGCAAAAUUAUAAACAAAAACAUAACAAAACGGGUUUAUCAUCUAAAACAGGCAGCAAAGAGAAACUUGAGCUCAAUAGUUCAUCCAUAGUUAGCAAACAUAUUUCAGGGAGGAAGAAUAAGCGCAAACCCAAGCGAUUAUUUUCAAGAACAAAAGGAUGUCGUGGGAACAGGCAUGGACGCAAAAGCAGGAAAUCUAAGAACGACUCUGAAAGUGAAGUCUUAAACUCUCUCCCAGGUCAAUCAGAAUCUGGAAUCUCUGGAGGUUUAGAUACUGAGUCUGUUGUGAAUGCAUGGUCUAAGUCUAAGAGCAGUGUGGACAAAAAGAAAACUGGCAAAGGUGAAAAGGUGCAAUUAAAAAAGUCAAUGUCAGUGGCAGUAGUUCAAAAGAAGAAAGCUGUUUCAAAGGAAAAGACAAUCAGGCUGCUGGACAGUCUUCAAAAUCAAGCAUCACCCGAGAAGUCAGAGAAGUUCUUUGUUAGGCCUAAAUCUCCAACCUUGGUAUAUACAACAGUGAAGAACGGGAAGGAGUCCAGCCUUCCUCCCACAGUCUCUAAGCCCCUCCUGGCCCAGCCCCAGUGGUUGUUGCCGGGGGAUAAUGGUGCCAUGCCAACCACUGAUCUCCAGGCCAGCUUGCCAAUUAGCCCAGCAUCAAUGUCAUAUAAGGUGUUGUUGGAGAACCUGCCCCACCAGCUUCACCCGCGACGGGGUAAGCCCAGCGAGGAAGAUGCUGAGGAUGUGGAACGGCGGGUGAGCGUGCGGGCCAGCGAGUGUGUCUUCAAGUACAAGGAGAUUCUCAUCAAGAAGUGUGCCAAGUACUCCCAGAUCUGGCUACACACUCACACUAAAAUGAAAAAUGCUCUCAGUCCUCUGGUUAUGCAAGAGAUAACCUCAGCCCUGAGUGCUGCAAAGUAUGAUGACAGCACAGUGGUGAUGCUGAGUGGCCUGGGAAAUGUGUUCUGUUCUGGGGUGGACCUGCACUACCUCACUACUGGCGAUAGGAAACUUGCAGCCAAGAAGAUGGCUGAUGCUCUCAGGGAUCUAGUCAGGAGGGUGAUCACAUUCCCUAAGUUACUGGUGGCAGUUGUGACAGGCCCAGCAAUCGGGCUGGGGGCUGCAAUCCUCCCUCUGUGCGACAUUGUGUACGCUAGUGACAAAGCUUCCUUCUACAUGCCAUACGCCCUGCUGUCUCAGACCCCCGAGGGAUGUGCCUCAUACACGCUCCCUGACACAGUCGGCACCGCCAUGGCGAAUGAGUUGCUAAUAGGGGGACGUAAGAUCACAGCUAUCGAGGCUUGCCAGCUUGGUCUCGUGUCUCAGGUUUACUGGCCAACCAGCAUGAUGCAAGAGGUUAUUCCCCGUGUACAGCAGAUGGCCCAACUCUCAGGAAAGGUUCUAGAAACCACAAAACUGCUGAUGCGUUCCCGCCAGAGGGCGAAAAUUGAUCUCACGAAUGAGCAGGAGUGCAAUAUUCUCACAGAAAGAUGGGCGUCCACCGAAUGUCAGAAGGCUAUAGAAAACUUUAUUUCAAACGAGAAGAACUAUGUUCUUUAAUUAUAGUUUUUUGAUUGACUGUGGAUAUAUAUCCUGAUGAUAUGUUAAUGAAUUUUAGCUUUAUAGCUGUAUUCUUAUUUAUUUAAAAUAUAUAUUUUAAGGAAUGAUAGUCUACAAUAAGUUGAACAUAUAUACUACAAGAUAACUACUACUACAGACUAUCUGAAAGAUAACUUAAGAAGAAUGAUGUACAUGUUGAUUUAUUUCAUCAUUUAAAGGAAUUAAAGCUGCACUCUCACAGAUUGAACAUUUUGACAACUUUUUUAUUUUUGUCUUUGAACGAGCCAAUUUUUGCGAGAAUCUAUGGAAACCAGUUGUACUAGACUGGUGACAAAAAAUUAGAUCGCAGAUUUUUAUAUUUCAGUUAAAAAAGAGAUGUUUUUGUGCAUUU